Messenger RNA from Parasteatoda tepidariorum (common house spider), 2283 nucleotides. It is a transcript of the gene Ttc19, whose product is annotated as tetratricopeptide repeat domain 19. Gene Ontology annotation, biological process: mitochondrial respiratory chain complex III assembly. Lineage: Eukaryota; Metazoa; Arthropoda; Arachnida; Araneae; Theridiidae. Gene Ontology annotation, molecular function: protein binding. The record is from RefSeq and is a predicted model, not a curated record. Gene Ontology annotation, cellular component: mitochondrial inner membrane.
UCAUUUGCAGUGUAAACCAUUCCUUGAAACAGCCAGGGACAAUUGACUGUAACUGCACCGUUAAAAACGAAACUAAAUAAAUCUAGGAAGAUAAACAUAGGUCAAUGCUUAUAGUGACAUCGAUGUAUUAAAUUAUGUAAUCGUUUUAAAUUUAACUUUAUAUUUUUUUUAAAUUUUUAUUGUAAAUGAAUCAAAAAAUGUAAUCAAAAUUAAAAUGUAUCAUUUAAGAUUCAGUGUAUGGAGAGCUUUAGUCUCUCGUUUUAUGAAAUACCGAAUGAACUGUAAAUGUGUGCACUGUGAAUCUUCAUAUUUUAAUCUUUUAACGAGAAAUUCAUCUGUAUUCAGUAUAAGAGUUGCAGAAUCCGGGAAAAAUCAUUUUAAGACAAACCGUGGUUAUGCUAUGUUUGCUGGGUUUUUAACGUGGCUUGGCUUAAAAAAAGAAGAGGAGGAUCACAUGAUUUCUGUGAUUAAACUCGGAGUUUUGAAUCUUCAAAGGAAAGAAUACAAUAAAGCUGAAACUGUUUUGCAUCUUGCUUUGAAAUUAGCACAAGAACGGCAAGAUUUGCAAGCUCAACGAUACAUAUUUGAUCUACUUGCAAAUGUGGCUUUUGAGAAAGGCGACUUGGGAAAAGCUGAAAAAUUAUUUAUUGAACUUACUAAAGAACUUCUUGCCACGGGUACGUCCUAUGACGAUAAUUCUGUUGUCGAAAUUUCUCUGAAACUUGCAUCCAUCUAUAGCCAAAGAAGUGAAAGAGAAAAAGCUGAGAGUGGUUUCAAGUUUUGCAUUAGCACCCAAUUGAAAAAAGUUGAUACCAUAGAUCUACAGGAUGUUGAUGGACUAUCUGAACAUGAUAAAGACACAAUACUACUGUGGGCAAUGAGUAUGGAUUGGUAUGCAAAACAUUUAUUGUCAGUAGGGAUGCUAAAAGAGGCCAAAGAGAACUUUCAAAAAGCCUUUUACAUUUCUGAAAAACUUAAUGGCCCUUCACAUCCACAGACGCUAGUACUGAUGAACGAUAUUGGAAGUGUACAAAGCUUACUUAAAGAGUACAGCUCUGCCAUUGAAACUUUUGAGAUGGUUAUUAAAAGAUCUGUGGGUAGUGACUCUAACGACGUGCCAGCUUUUUAUUGCAAUUUGGGUGCCACCUAUUUGCAAAUUGGUGAUGUGGAAAGAGGGGAGACUGCUUGCAAAAUGGCUUUGAGGCUGGCUAAGAAAUCCGAGCAUUCUGAUGCUCAGUCCGAUGCUGAAGAAUGUCUUGCAGAAGUUAGUUCUCGUAGGUUUUCAUGAGUGCUAAAACUAGUAAAAUUUGUGUUAUGCCAAAGAUUGUUCUACUGUUCUAAUACUUAUCUGUUCUUUCUUGAAAUUCAUUAACAUGUAAUGAAAAUACAUCAGUGUUCUUUAAUUUUUUAUGCGUUUGAUUGUUUAAUUUAUUUUAAUUUGCAAAAAAAAAAAAAAAACAUUCAAGGCCAAUAAAAUAUAGUUCACUUAUUUCGUCUGAUAAGUGGAAAGAGAGCUAGGGUAAAAUUAGGAAAUUCAGCUAUUGUCCAAUGGACAGUUAUAAAAAUUUAAAGCGUGGUCAUUUUUUAAAAAAAAAAUUUAAAUUUUGAGUUAUUAAAAAAAAUUGUUAAUAAUAUAGUGAAGCAUUUCUCAAAAUACAAUAAAUAUUACAAGGCUUAUUUUGAAAAUAAAAACAUUUAAGAAAUAAGCAUGAAAUAAAGUGAUCUUCAGAAUAUUAUAAAAUAUUCAUAAUUCCAUAGGGGUCUGUCUGGGCCAAAAUUUACUACCGUUUAGUAAUACCUUCACGAAUUCAACCAUUAAGAAAAACGGUAGUUUCACAAAAAACUUUUUCUUAAAAUUUUAUUCCUGUAUUCCUUAAGAAACGAUAAACCCAUAUUUUUUUAAUAUAAUUUUCACAAAUUAUGUCUAAAUUUUCGCAAAAUAGGUACCUCUGAGAAAAACCUAGACAGACCCGAUAUAUAUAUAUAUUUAUAUAGACACACAUAUAUAUAAAUGCACAGUGCGUGCAUUUUCGUUUGACUCACGAUGGUUUUUACUGUCAAAAACCUAGAUCUUUGGUUCAGUGAUGUAUUUUCAUUUUAUUUUUAUUAAUUAAAAAUUAUAUAAAAAAAUAUUUUAAAAUCCUAAAGCAUUAAAUUAAAAAAAAAGUUAUAAAAGAUAUUAGACAAAGAAUAACUUAAGUUUAUUGAUAAAAAUAUGAUGAUGUAUUUCCAUAUUCUUCGAACCAAUUACCCUGAUUAUUAAAAAUGCCAUUUUGUAUACAA